AUGGAUCUCGCCAUGCAGUUCCCUUACUCAUAUAUGGCUAUGAGUGCCGAAAACACUCCUCGUCCAUAUCCAGCUGAGAUUAUUGAUACGCCGGAUGGACCUUAUAUUGUCGGCACUGGAGCUCCACUCCGGUUCUUUACUAGUGCUUAUUUUGACGAUCCUGCCAUUGUUUCAACGCAAUUGGGCGAAAUGGCUGCCAUAUUCUUUGUUGAAGAAUUUCACAUUGAUAACGUGCGUCAUAUAAGGCCACCUAUUUCGCUGUGUGACUUGUUCCAAGGAUUUGAUGCUGUGGAACUGUACAUGCAUGGUAUUGAAUUUUGCUACUAUAUCAUGUAUUACAUUGGUAAGUUCGCUCAAGAAUACCAGAAACGGAUGAAUAAGAUGGAGGAAAAGUUCUUUUGGGAGCGGAUCUUUCACUAUAGAAGGAUGCUUUUUCAUGUUAAUGAGAAAAUUAAUCCGCGAAAAAGACGCCUCGAAUCAUCAUUUUCUAACAUCUGGCCCUGUUCAAAUGAUAGUCGGAUCCGGUGCACUAAGUAUGAGCAUGAAUCUCGGCGGCAUUUGAAGCAAAAUCAAAUGAUCAAUGAAUCCGACAGUUCGUUGGACUUAAUUACGAACCCGAUGUGUCGUUUGGAACUAGAGAAUCCUUCAACUGAGAAAUAUACUUUGGGAGCAUCAUUUGUUAAAUUCCGAAAAUUUAAAAAUUGCAGGCGAAUCAGAGACAGGAAAGAAAAAGUGCCAAUUAUCACCGAGGCAAAUAAUCCAGUAGUAAGUAGUGCAUAUUCGAGAAUACCAAGGCCAAAAUUUUCAACACCGCUCUGGUCUCAACGGAUUCUGUCAUCUACUGCAUCAAAGAGAAAGGACUCGAAGUCGACUUACAUUCCAUAUGUUCGAUCAUCAGACCUUAUUUCGGGUAACUCGAAGAUACCGCGAUUGUUGUGCCUGAAAUCCCAGGCUACUGUUUCUGGCUCAGCUACUUCCAGAAAGCAGCCGACGAAAGCAAGUGAAUUGUAUGAUGGAAAGAAGAUCAUUACACAAGCUACUGGGCAGUUUAAAAACAUGCGAAAGCGGAAAUUAUCGGCCCAAUCUCAAAAUUCAUCGCCCCUCAAACCUGAUAAAUUGAAAAAAUCUCAUACUUCGUCAUGA
Messenger RNA from Blumeria graminis f. sp. triticale, 1143 nucleotides. Lineage: Eukaryota; Fungi; Ascomycota; Leotiomycetes; Helotiales; Erysiphaceae. The record is from the annotation of a GenBank genome assembly.